AUGCCAAAGGAGCGAUGGUUUGGGUUUAUUAAGGACUAUGAGGGGGGCACUUUGAUGGAGUGCAGGAUAUCCCCUAAGGUCGACUACCUGCGUUUGUUUGCAAUCCUAAACGAGCAGCAGGAGGCAGUGCAGCGAGCUAUCUUGCGGCUGAAGCCCCCUCGGGUCUUCCCUGGUCUUACUUGCUGGCAGAAAGACCCCACGCGGGUGCUGCAUCCUUCUCAAGUGCCAGGGGUAGUGGAAUACGGCUGGACUCCGCAGGCAGCAGCAGAUGCAGCAGGCGAAGGAGCAGCAGCAGCGCGACCACUGCACGAACAAAUCGUGCAAGUCCUCGAUAUCUUAGCCCGACACCACAGCGCAUGGCCGUUUCAUAAACCCGUUGCAAAAGAUGAAGCCCCCGACUACUAUGAAAUCAUCGCACAACCCACAGAUAUCUCCACCAUGAAGAAAAAAGCCAAAAAGUUGGUGGCACAACGCACAUGGGCUGUGUGCUGCUGCAACAUCUGCGUGUGUGUGAUGGGGAAAAAUUCAUUUGGCCUAAGGCCCUACAAAUCCAAGACACCCAGGAACCCGCAGGAGCCCCAGCAUCAGCAGCAGCACCAGCAGCAGCAGCAGCCGACGCCUUGCGGUGAUACGUUCGCGAUAUGCAGCACCAACAGCAGCUACUGUUGCACUAGCAGCAGCACCAGCAGCAGUAGCAGCAGACGCCUUGCGGCUAUACGCUCGGGGUAUGCGGCAGCAACAGCGGCUACUGCAGCAGCAGCAGCAGCAGUAGCAGCAGAAGCCUUGCGCUGCUACGCGCGGGAGGUGCAGAUGCAGCAACGACAGCUGCAGCAGCUGCUGCUGCGUCGUUGGAGCCGCCAGUGGGAGCGUCUGCAGAAGCUGGAGCUUCUCGAUUAG
Messenger RNA from Eimeria acervulina, 897 nucleotides. RefSeq names its product histone acetyltransferase GCN5, putative. The coding region runs from base 1 to 897 and encodes 298 amino acids. Gene Ontology annotation, molecular function: histone H3 acetyltransferase activity; protein binding. Lineage: Eukaryota; Apicomplexa; Conoidasida; Eucoccidiorida; Eimeriidae. The record is from RefSeq and is a predicted model, not a curated record. Gene Ontology annotation, biological process: chromatin remodeling; positive regulation of transcription by RNA polymerase II. The transcript has 4 exons. Gene Ontology annotation, cellular component: histone acetyltransferase complex.